AUGAGGCGUGGGAGGCGGAACGCACCGUUCCUCCUGGCGACCAAUGAGAAGGAGGCACCUCAACCAAUCGCGCAGCGCCUUCAACCCGGCGCGCCGACGUUCGAUCUCUUUCUUGUGGUGGUCGAUCUCCUCCUCAUGGUGUUUCCGCACCGCCGGCCUCACGGAUGGCGCCGCCGCCGCCGCCGCCCUUCCCGGCGCCUUUGCCCAGCUCGCCCAGCUGCGGGGAGAGACGGCGGUGGUGGAGGAGGCACCCACGGCCCGCACCGACGGGCACCCGCGACCGGGCACCCGCGACGGGCGCACCCACCUGGUCGGCGCCCGAGCCCGAGCUCCAGCGCUGCUGCUGCGCCACGAGGGCCCCGCGCAGCCCGCCCCGCGCCGCCGCCGCCACCGCCGCCAUCGCCGCCUGCCCUUGGAGCGCCGCGCGGACGAGGCCCGGCACGGCCCCACGCGUCACGGCGCGCGCAUGCGCAGCCCUCGCGCCCGGCGCUCCGCGGCCCGCCCAGCGCUGGGGGCCGGGCCCUUGCGGCCGGCGGGUCCGGUCUGGCCGCGCUCGCCCGCCCCGCGGCGCGGCGGCUCCGGCCCCCGCCCCGAACACACACCCCGGGCGGAGCGGCCGGGACCGCGGGGCAGCGGGGCGGGUCCUGCCGCCGUGGCGCGCGCGGUGGUCACGUGCCGGGGGCGCCGCCGUGCUCACGUGUGUGCGCACGGCAUCACGUGGUGCUGGCGAUGGCGGCGGCGGCGGGGGAGCCCGGGGCGGGGGGCGCCGCCGAGGAGGCGUUCCUCACCUUCUACAACGAGGUAAAACAAAUUGAAAAACGUGACUCUGUUUUAACAUCAAAAAACCAAAUUGACAGGCUGACCCGACCUGGAUCUUCCUAUUUCAACCUGAACCCUUUUGAGGUACUGCAGAUGGAUCCUGAAGCCACAGAUGAAGAGAUAAAGAAAAGAUUCCGGCAGUUGUCAAUAUUGGUGCAUCCAGACAAAAAUCAAGAUGAUGCAGAUAGAGCCCAGAAGGCGUUUGAAGCUGUAGAUAAAGCAUACAAGUUGCUGCUAGAUCAGGAGCAGAAGAAGAGGGCCUUGGAUGUGAUACAAGCAGGAAAAGAAUAUGUGGAACACACUGUGAAAGAAAAAAAGAAGCAGUUGAAGAAAGAUGGAAAACCUCCCACUGUAGAAGAGGAUGAUCCUGAAGUUUUCAAACAAGCUGUAUACAAACAGACGAUGAAGCUCUUUGCUGAACUGGAAAUUAAGAGGAAAGAAAGAGAAGCAAAAGAAAUGCAUGAAAGGAAGCGGCAGAGGGAAGAGGAAAUUGAGGCACAAGAGAAAGCUAAACGAGAGCGAGAAUGGCAGAAGAACUUUGAGGAAAGUCGAGAUGGUCGUGUGGACAGCUGGAGAAAUUUCCAGGCAAAUACAAAGGGGAAGAAAGAAAAGAAAAACAGGACCUUCCUGAGACCUCCCAAAGUAAAAAUGGAGCAGCGUGAAUGAUCCUGGCAGCACUGCCCAAGUGCAGCUCCUCACUCCCCUCCCUGCUUUUAAGGACUCAUUGGCACCUAGAGUAAGAAUUGCUUUUUAGUAGACUGUUUGUUUCCAGUACAAUUAAUUAUUGGUUGAAGCAUUUUUUGUACUCUGUCCAUUUGAACUAGGGCCAUAGUGUGAACUGGGCCAGGAACCCGCUACAUGUAGAACACUUAGCUUAGGAGGGUCCACACCAUUAUUGCUGUCCUGUUCGUCUGCUGCCCUGUAACUCGAUGUUUUGUACUUCACAGAGAUUGUGCUGUUUCAUUUUUGGUUUGAGAGCUGAACAAAAUACUGGAAAUGCGUCGGUACCUUUCCAGCCAUCAUCUGUCUCAGCAAGUUCAGAUGUGGAAAGGUCCGAACUGACUCUGGGGAUCUGCUCCCAGCACUGUGCAGUGCAGCUGUCCUGCAGGUAAAGUCCUGCAGCUCCUCACUGAACUGAGUGGUGCUCGGAAGGAGCCUUCUCCCAAGAUCUGAUUUCCAAACUAAAAUCCCAGCUCUCAGGCUUAGACUUCUGUUAAUCUCAGACCAGCCGGUCACUUCCUGUAAAGGAAAAAUAACUUCUCUUGAUUAAUAGUUGAGUUGCAAUGGUCUGUAUGUAAAAUAAAUUUUUACCCAAGUUA
Falco peregrinus (peregrine falcon) is the source of this 2138-nucleotide messenger RNA. It is a transcript of the gene DNAJC8, whose product is annotated as DnaJ heat shock protein family (Hsp40) member C8. NCBI's taxonomy places the organism in Eukaryota, Metazoa, Chordata, Aves, Falconiformes, Falconidae. The transcript is spliced from 11 exons. Gene Ontology annotation, cellular component: nucleus. The record is from RefSeq and is a predicted model, not a curated record. The coding region runs from base 1 to 1485 and encodes 494 amino acids.